Marasmius oreades (fairy-ring Marasmius) is the source of this 1225-nucleotide messenger RNA. RefSeq lists its product as uncharacterized. Gene Ontology annotation, biological process: tRNA processing. The coding region runs from base 11 to 1120 and encodes 369 amino acids. Gene Ontology annotation, molecular function: RNA binding. The transcript has 5 exons. The record is from RefSeq and is a predicted model, not a curated record. Gene Ontology annotation, cellular component: nucleolar ribonuclease P complex. NCBI's taxonomy places the organism in Eukaryota, Fungi, Basidiomycota, Agaricomycetes, Agaricales, Marasmiaceae.
CUUUCGCUCAAUGUUCUUCGAUCUAAACCUUCCGGUAUCAUUACCCACAGCUACCCACUUCUCGAAAAAGGGAAAAGGGAAAGCAUUUGAUCAAGACCCUCAGUUCACAGCAGCUCAGCUACGCGUGGUAGAUGCACAAAUCGAUGUACUCGUUCACUUAGGAUAUAGGGUCAUUGCUUUCAACCAAACCGUUCACAAGAAGGUGGAUCCGAAGAUACACGUGAAUUUACUCGAUGGAUUGCUUUCGCAGCUCAAGGGACGCGACGGAAUCGUGUUCCUGAAACGAUUAACCAUAAUCCUAGACGAGGACAGCGAGAAAGGUUUCGGCCUUAUCAACGCCAACAUUCCUUAUUUCAACUCAUACGACCUUCUGAGCUUGAUCCCGACAAAUCAGGCAACAUUGGCACUUGCGUGUCUUACGCAUACUUUACCGUCACAACUGACGACACAUAUCAUAUCCAUACCGCUCACACUGGCCCGCCCACCGUUUCACCUGAAGCAUACUCUGAUAAGGACGGCGAUAAAGAAUGGCGCUGUUUUUGAGAUCAGCUAUACUGGGGCGCUCGGUGGAGAAAGUGAACCGAUACUUGUUGAAGCUGGGGUAGCUGAUCCAAGUGCUCUUAGUGCUAGAAGAAAUUGGUGGGCUUCUGCAAGGGAACUCGUCAGGGUAACUAAGGGCAAGGGUCUCAUUGUCAGCGGAGGGGUGGUUGCGCAAGCAGAUUUCAGAGCACCGAGGGACGUUGCCAAUCUUGUUUCUUUGUUAGGCCUGCCUCAAGACGGUGCCCACGAUGCAUCGACCAAGAACGCAAAGUCAACAGUCCUUCGUGCACAAACGCGGAAAACGUAUAGAGCCGUUCUUUCAGAGCCGGUAAUAAUGGUUCCCGAAGGCUACUAUCCUGACCAGCCUGCAGAAACGACACAGCCGACUCAUAAUGUCUCGGUGGCCCCGCUCGCAACAGAGAAGGAUGUGAACUCUGUUAAUGGUAAGAAACGGCCCAGAGAGGAAGAUGUUAUUGGUGGAACUGCGACAAACCUCACGAGUAAUCACAGUUCAAAAGGCGGUGAAGGGGACAAAAGGAAAAAGAAACGGAAAAAGAAUCAAGAAAGGAACGCGAACUAGCAAGACAGAGGUGGCAUGAUUCAGCUUUGUUCACCCUCGAAAUCUACCCUACCCUUUACAAAGUUCCAACCCAGACAAUGUUUCAAUAAGAAUGUCAUUUAGUGC